Thlaspi arvense is the source of this 668-nucleotide messenger RNA. NCBI's taxonomy places the organism in Eukaryota, Viridiplantae, Streptophyta, Magnoliopsida, Brassicales, Brassicaceae. The record is from the annotation of a GenBank genome assembly.
UUUUUUCAACUUAAACAUCUCAAAGCUUCUCACUGGUUCUCUCAAUUUCUUCCCUCUUCACCGACGGCGACGAGCCUGAGGUCUCCUCCUCCUCUCGCGUCUCUUUCACCUCUUCGAGGAGCAGUGGCGUUACUUGCUUGUGGAGAUGUUUUGCCUUUGCAUCUCUUCUCUGUAAUUGGGAGAUUCAGCCAUGGAUUCAUUGUUCUUAGCAUCGAUACUCUGCAUACAGCUGACCCUUUUCAUUACCUGCUCGAGUUCCGCUUGGAAUGAAUGAUCAUCCGGUCACAUUCCGUCUAAUAGCUUUACCUCAAAAGAUUUAACCAAAAAUGUAACAUCUUCGAAGUUUGUGAAGAAAGAUGACACGAAUUGAGACGGCAGAGCAAUGGAACUAUUUGAGGUAUGGAUCGGAAUCCAUUCUCCAAUUCUGAAAAAACUAACAUCGUCCUGUAACUUUGGUUUCAUGUGUUUGUUUGUUGUGAUUAGACAUAGUAAGGCAGAACCAGGAUGUUAGAGUUUGCCUUUUUCUGUCAAUCCUUUUUGUACAAAUUGCAUUUGUUAGUAAAGCUUGAACCUCAAGGGUGUUAUAUACUAAUGUGUGAGUUCAUAUAUGUUGUUGCAUAUGGUUAUCACUUAUCACAAGCAAUAUAUGCGAUAUGUUUUAAACUGAA